AUGAGCAAAGAGCUAAAGUCGUACAUGCUGAAAGCAAUGAAGGAAUAUCAGCACUAUUUUGAAAGGACAUCAACGAAAAAUUGCUACUUGGAGGAUAACAUCAGCUUGAUUAAAGAUUUAAAAAUCAAGGAGGACAACGGCUACAAUGAAGAUAUUUUUUUGAAAAUACAAAAGCAGUUCCACAUGUACGACUUUUUCAAUCUAUCUUUGUUAUUCCCGGUGAAAUUUUUCAACAAAAAUGGAAAGACCUUAGUGCAGUUAAUAUCAGAAGAUACCACUCAAAACGACUUGGAGUUGAUACAGGCUGUUAUUAAGAAUAUAGAGCAUAACGAACUGAACAGAUUAAAUUUUUUCAACAUAGAAAAUAUAAUUUUUGAGCUAUUAGACGAAAUAAUAAGGCAAAUAACUGUAGAGUGCCCAAAGCGCGGCUUCGCCUUGCUAAUGAUCAAUAACGAAAUACAAAAGAAUAUUAACUACUACAAAAAUUUGAUUGACAUCAUAGAGCACAAUAACAACAUGAACAACCAGAAUUUUAAAGAACAGUUGCAGCAGCAUCAGUUAUUUCUUGACGAACUGGAAGCCGAAGAGAUCGAAUUGAAGGAAAAGUUUCUCGACUCGAAGAACGAACUGCAACUUUUGAAGAAGUAG
Messenger RNA from Plasmodium inui San Antonio 1, 648 nucleotides. RefSeq lists its product as hypothetical. Lineage: Eukaryota; Apicomplexa; Aconoidasida; Haemosporida; Plasmodiidae. The coding region runs from base 1 to 648 and encodes 215 amino acids. The record is from RefSeq and is a predicted model, not a curated record. The transcript has 6 exons.